Spea bombifrons (plains spadefoot toad) is the source of this 2231-nucleotide messenger RNA. It is a transcript of the gene CDX2, whose product is annotated as caudal type homeobox 2. Gene Ontology annotation, molecular function: RNA polymerase II transcription regulatory region sequence-specific DNA binding; DNA-binding transcription factor activity, RNA polymerase II-specific. The transcript is spliced from 3 exons. Gene Ontology annotation, cellular component: nucleus. Gene Ontology annotation, biological process: anterior/posterior axis specification; embryo development; animal organ morphogenesis. The record is from RefSeq and is a predicted model, not a curated record. NCBI's taxonomy places the organism in Eukaryota, Metazoa, Chordata, Amphibia, Anura, Pelobatidae. Bases 204 to 959 code for a protein of 251 amino acids.
UGCCAUUACUAAUAGAGGCUUGUAAACAAUGGUUAAUCAUGUAAGUGCUGGCCAAUGGAGACACAUCUUUAGGAGUCAGGGAAAUUUCUUUGAUUAGCAAACAAGCUGGAAGAAGCACUGCACUGGAGGCUUCACGAAGAAGAAUCUGUGCUACAGGCAAGGGAUGACUGUAUUAUGAAGCUAGCUGGCAACCAUCUGCCAUCAUGUACGUGAGUUACCUUCUGGAAAAGGACGUUGGCAUGUACCCGGGACAUAUGCGUAGCCAUCAUGGGCUACAAAACUACCCCGCUGGCCCUCAGUAUACAGAUUACGGGGGUUAUCAUGGACUGAGUUUAGAAUCUGCUGCGCCUUCUUCAGGAUCCUCUCCAUGGAUCAGUCCCUAUGGAGCUCCAAGGGAAGACUGGAGUCAUUCAGCCUACUCUUCGGGGCACACUCCCAUCAAUCCUUCUCCAGGGGGGAGUUUGGGGUACAGUCCUGUUCCUGACUACCCACCUGGGCAGGUGCAAGGACCUCCUUGUGUUGGGCUGCUGCCCGGUGGACAUCAACCUCAGCUCUCUCCAGGGUCUUCAGAGGGGCACAGGAGACAUCAUUAUGAAUGGAUGAGAAAGCCAACACCUCAAGGGAGCUCUGCAACUAAAACCAGGACGAAAGAUAAAUAUCGCGUCGUAUACACCGACCACCAGCGGCUGGAGUUGGAGAAGGAGUUCCAUUACAGUCGAUAUAUCACGAUAAGGCGUAAAGCAGAGCUGGCUCUGAGCCUGGGCCUCUCCGAGCGGCAGGUGAAGAUCUGGUUCCAAAAUAGGAGAGCAAAGGAGAGGAAAAUUAACAAGAAGAGGAUUCAGCAGACUCAGCCUGGUCAACCUGGACCUGAGGGACUCAGCCCAGUGUCUUCUGUUAGUCAUAUGAUACCUUUACCUGGCAGCAGUGUGGGUUCCUUGCCAAAUACUGUCACACAAUGAUGUUACCACCAGUGAUUAUAUAGUAGGGAAUCAUAUUGACUGACAAUGGAGGCCAUUGGAUUCCUUGACAAGGUGGAGAUGGAAAAGUUGUGGAACAAUCCAUGUUUUUGGUGACUAAGUGACCAGAGAAGAUACUCUGGACAUUGUCUGCUGGAAUCCACCCCUGGAAGAUGCUUGGGCUAGCACUUUAUGCAACCCAUGGAGACAUCUUCAGACCUUGAAACAAUAAUAUAUUUGGAAAAAAAAAAACAUUUUUUUUCAAGAAAUUAUCCUCGAGACAGAGCUGGUCUGGGGCAAAAGCUUCAAACAAGAUCAUUUUAAUAUAUUUGUAAAUAGAAUUGAAAGGGAUAUUUGAUGUUGUAUUCCUCAGGGAUUUAAUUACUUUAAAAUAACUCAAUUUAAUGCAAUAAUGCAAAUGUUUACUGUAUUUGAUAGGGGAUGAGUAUUUUUGUAGGGUGUGUGUCUGAACCUGAAUGGAAGGAAUGUACUUUUCAAAAUCUGAUACAAUACCCUCCUUCUACAUUGUUUUCUUUAUUAGUAUUUGGGAAAUCCACAGUAAUUGGUCCUGCCUAUCAGCCUCAAUGUAGUUUUUUAAUUUAAAUUAUUUUUUAUGUAUUUCAAGAAAAGUACAGAAAUAAACCAUUUUCUGAUCAUGCAACGUAGACUGCUGGGAAACAGUACCAAGCACAAAGUGGUAUCUUAUGUUGCUGUCUUGGAGACUCUUACUGCAUGACCCCAAGGUGCAUGAAAACGAUAACCUUGAGACCCAAGGGGUUAAAUGGACAUUUUAUAAUUCCUCUUAUUAACAAUUACUACCUGGUAUCCAAAAAGUGGUUACUUAUUUACAAACUAUGUCUCAUCCGGGUCUAAUGAUCAUGUUUUUGCCUUCUGCAGUCCAAACAGUAACCAACAAAUGUAACUCUAUUACAGUCAGGAUCUGUAGCAUUAUCUUAAUAUCCAUUCGUCAUCCACAUUGCAGGGGAAAAAUAGUACAAUUAUAAAGUUAAAAAUAUCCAAACGAAUAUGUCAGCAUUCGAAAUAGGUGAUAUAAAUCUAUUACAAUACAAGAUUUUCCCUGAGAUUAUUCAGUUCCACAAAUAUUUUAGUACAAAAAUUAUUUUUCUUUACUAAGUGGAAUUAGCUGGGGGGAAAAAUCAUAGUUAAGAAGUGAGAAUUAAAGCAAUACAUCAAUGGUGGUAGCAGAUGUGGAUAUAAAAAGACUUUCUGUUUCUGCACUCCACUUGGGCAAAAUGCAAGUUUCAUAGCACCAAA